Messenger RNA from Oryzias melastigma (Indian medaka), 2437 nucleotides. RefSeq names its product DEAD (Asp-Glu-Ala-Asp) box polypeptide 27 (gene ddx27). NCBI's taxonomy places the organism in Eukaryota, Metazoa, Chordata, Actinopteri, Beloniformes, Adrianichthyidae. The record is from RefSeq and is a predicted model, not a curated record. The transcript is spliced from 21 exons. Gene Ontology annotation, molecular function: nucleic acid binding; RNA helicase activity; ATP binding. The coding region runs from base 101 to 2401 and encodes 766 amino acids.
AGGGGGCGCCAAACAGCACAUUAGAACCCGGAUUACAGCUCUGGUGUUUCCGGUGUUCGUCUACACGUGAGUGCGCGGAGAGAACAGAACCUGGAAAAACAUGCUGGAGCAGCUGGGUCUGAUCGGAACCCUCCGGGACGAAGACCAAAGCCCGGAGGAACCCGAUACCGAGUCAGAACCAGAGGAAGGGCCGAUUGUCCUGAACAGGAAGAAGAAGCAGGGCUCCCGCAGCUGCAGAGACUUCAACUGCGACUUUGAGUUUGUGGAAACAGACCAUCCGAGCCGCGAUGAAGACUGGGCCAUGGCAGACGUGAUGUCCCAGCUCAAGAAGAAGAGAACCAUGACGACUCUGGACCAGAAAAUAGAGAAAAUCCGAAAGAAGAGGAAAGCUGAGGACAAGCAGAGUCACAAAGAAGAAAAUCCUUCAGCUCCUGAGGAGGUGGAAGAGGAGAAGGAGGAGGAGGAAGAGAAACCAAUAGCAGAAGAGGACGAGGAGGAUGAUGAUGAUGAUGAAGAUGAUGAUGAUGAUGAUGAGUUUGGUUCCAGUGAUGAGGAAGUUCUGACUAAAUCAGACACCCUGAGAGAAAAAGGCCGACGAGGAAAGAAGAGAAAGGCAGCAGAGGAGGCUCCUGAGUCGUUCCAUGAAGAUGCGUCUCAGUUCGAUGAUCAGCUGACCUUUGAUGACAUGAACCUGUCCAGACCCAUCCUGAAGGCUAUCACGGCUUUGGGCUUCAAACAACCCACUCCCAUCCAGAAGGCCUGUGUUCCGGUGGGCCUGCUGGGCAGAGACUUGUGCGCCUGUGCUGCGACUGGGACAGGAAAGACGGCAGCCUUCAUGUUACCUGUGCUGGAGCGUCUGAUCUACAAGCCCAGAACCUCCCAAGUGACCCGAGUCCUGGUUUUAGUUCCUACCAGGGAGCUGGGGAUCCAGGUGCACUCGGUGGCCCGGCAGCUGGCCCAGUUCACCUCCAUCACCACCUGCUUGGCUGUCGGGGGUUUGGACCUGAAGUCUCAAGAAGCAGCAUUGAGGGCGGGGCCAGAUGUCCUGAUAGCAACUCCCGGUCGACUCAUUGAUCACCUUCACAACACGCCAAACUUUGAACUGAGUCACAUUGAGAUCCUGAUUCUGGACGAGGCGGACAGGAUGCUGGACGAGUACUUCGAAGAACAGAUGAAGGAGAUCAUCCGCCUGUGCUCCUACAACCGACAGACCAUGCUGUUCUCCGCCACCAUGACAGAGGAGGUCAAAGAUCUUGCUGCCGUGUCGUUGAAACAGCCAGUCAGGAUUUUUGUGAACAGCAACACAGACGUGGCGCCGUUCCUGCGGCAGGAGUUUAUCCGGAUCCGACCGCACAGAGAAGGAGACCGAGAGGCCGUGGUGGCGGCUCUCCUGACCCGGACCUUCCAGGACCACGUGAUGGUGUUCACGCAGACGAGGAAACAGGCGCACAGACUGCACAUCCUGCUAGGCUUGAUGGGCCUGAAAGUCGGAGAAUUGCACGGAGAACUAAGUCAAAAUCAGAGACUGGAAAACCUGAGGCGUUUCAAAGAUGAACAGAUUGACAUCUUGGUGGCCACAGACGUAGCAGCUCGAGGUCUGGACAUCGAUGGGGUGAAGACGGUCAUAAACUUCACUAUGCCAUCCACCGUCAAGCACUACGUCCACCGCGUAGGCCGCACGGCAAGGGCCGGCCGCUCCGGCCGCUCUGUGUCUUUGGUUGGCGAGUCAGAGCGGAAGAUUCUAAAAGAAGUGGUGAAGUCGGCUAAAAACACUGUGAAGGCUCGAGUCCUGCCGCCAGACGUUGUCCUGAAGUUCAGAGAUCUGAUCUGCAAACUGGAGAAAGACGUGGAGGCUGUGGUGAGGCUGGAAAAGGAAGAACGAGAGCUGGCUGCUUCUGAAGCUAAGCUCAGUGUGGCACAGAAGCGUCUGGAUGGCUCCGCUUCUACCUCCGAGUCUCAGCGAGUUUGGUUUCAGACUCAGCAAGAGAGGAAGCAGAGUCGUGUGUCAAAGGCUCUGCAGGAGUUCGACUUCGCCCUGAGAGGGAAGAAGAAGAGAGAGAAGUUUGUAAAGGACGCCAAGAAGAAAGAACUUUCUUCUGAGGAGCGCGCUCAGUUCGAGAUCCUGAAGGCGCAGAUGUUUGCUGAACGAGCUGCAAAGAGGGAGAGGCGGCCGAAGAGGGCCAGAGCGAUGGCCGAAGAGGAGGCUCCAGUAAAAGCACCCAAUCAGAAGACAGGAGGAGGAGGAGGGAAGAAGUCGGUGUUUGAUAAGGAGCUGACAAACACAAGCAGGAAGGCUUUGAAGCAGUACAGAGCUGGACCAUCAUUUGCAGACAGGAAGCGCCUUGGGCUGGACAGGAAGCGUGCCAGCAAUUCCCGGUUCAACAAGAAGAAGAAGAAGUGAGGAGAAUCUUUCACCAAACUGUUUUUUUUGUUCUUU